GACGUAACUGGCAGCCAGAAACAUGCACAGACACGGUGAAGUCUAAGCAUGCAGAUAAGCUGUGUUUUGCCCACGCCCAAGUCAGACACAAAACAGCUUCAGAGAGCUACAGAGCACUGGAUCUCCGAGUAUCUCACGUCAGAAAAUCUUCACAAUGUUCCUUGCUAAAGCUUUGCUGAGUGGAGGAAGUGGUAGUAGUCGUGGAGGAAACCUUGCACGUGGCCUUGGAGGGCUCCUAACAGGAGGCGGAGGUGCAGGGAAUAUUGGAGGACUUGUUGGAGGUCUUGUCAACCUAAUAAGUGAAGCAGCAGCUCAGUAUAAUCCAGAGCCACCACCACCUCCUCGCAAUCAUUUUACAAACGUGGAAGCUCAGGAGAGCGAUGAGAUCAGACAGUUUCGUCGCCUGUUUGCCCAGCUGGCUGGAGAUGAUAUGGAAGUGUGUGCCACCGAGCUAAGGGACAUCCUGAACAAAGUCCUUUCCAGACACCAGGACUUGAAGGCCGAUGGCUUCAGCUUGGACACCUGCCGUAGCAUGGUUGCCGUCAUGGACAGCGAUGGAAGCGGCAAGCUGGGCUUUGAGGAGUUCAAGUAUCUGUGGAACAACGUCAAGAAGUGGCAAUGUGUGUACAAGCAGUACGAUGCUGCUCAGUCAGGCGCUGUUGGGAGAGCCCAGCUGCCAAACGCUUUGAAGGCCGCGGGGUUCCAGCUGAACGAGCAGCUGUGCCAGGUGAUCGUGCGCAGGUACGCCGCCGAGGACGGCAGCAUGGAUUUCAACAGCUUCAUCAGCUGCCUGGUGCGGCUGGACAGCAUGUUCCGGGCCUUCAAGGCCCUGGACCACGAUGGGAGUGGGCACAUCAGAGUGACCAUUGAAGACUGGCUGCAGCUGACCAUGUAUUCGUGAAGGUGUGGCAAAGAAGUGGCUUUGUCUGGAAGAUACACCCAGAGGACUACACUCCUCUGCUACACAACUGUGGUCUUUGCCUUUAGUCUUUCUAAGGCAGAUGUAGCUAGUGGUAGGUGGCUCAGCUUCAAGUGUAGUGGUUCCUCUUGUGCAUGCACUAGUCUGCUUUUCUGGGGGGGUCUGUGUAGAUUGUUGAUUGGGCAGUUGCAUAAGUUCAGAAAAUUCUAGAUUCUAAGGUUAGGGAAUAUAUUGGAAAGAUCAAAGCUUAGUUACUUUUUCAUGUAAAGUGGCUUGUAUACUAGUAUAACUAUUAUACAAAAAGCUCCUAAGUUUGGUGUUGAUGUUGCUGUUCUGAUUUGUCAGCAGUCAAUAAGCUGGAAUAAAGGCUGUUUGCCUGAAGGCAGUCACUGGUAGAGUCUUGUGCAGUUAUUUCUAACAAAGGGAACAACAUUAGAGUUGCAAUAACUGUAAUGAUCAGUGAACUUACAUAAUCAUUCCAUUUCCUUUCUACUUCUGCUUUUUCAUGCUUAGCUGCUGAAGCAAAACCUCAGUUUUACUAUCAGUUCUAUCUGGUGGCCAGGACAAAACUGAAGACUUAUAUGAGGCUACUUCUGCAAAGAUCUCCUUUCUACAGUUCCAUGAACUGGUCUUUCGUCUCUUUCCUUCAAGCCUAAACAUAGUUACAAAGCAAACAACUUAAAAUACUACACUUAUAUUUAGAGAAACUUGAAAUAAUUAUGCAAUCACAUAGCAGACAGAGAGUCAAAGUUAACCUUUGGCUAUCUGAGUGAAAUUUCAUCAGAGUGCAGCAUCCCACUCAAGAUAGUUAUGCAGCUCUGGCUAAGAUGUCAACUUCUGAGUAAAAAAAUAAAAGGAAUAGCAUGAACUGUCAAAAGUGCAUUUCUUUGAAUUAAGGAUUACAUUGUUGAUCAAAACAGCUCCUGCACAAGGCAGAUUUUUUGGCAAGGCUGUGCUGCCUUAAACAAAAAUUGUCUCGGGUGUGUGCAAGCUGGCUGGAAUAUGAAAAGAUGAGUUUAAUCGGCAGCCUGGCACUAGAAGCAGUCUCCAGAUGUGAGAGCCCUCAUGCCUCUGCCCUUCCCCAGGGACACAGCAGUGACUCAUUGAGAAAUACCACUCAAUACCUGCAGGCCUUCUGCAUGUUAAUGGUUUCUGUGGAUUGGUUUGUUUUGUAAAUUUCCAUAGCUUUGUUUUCUAAAUCUUGCACUUACACUUGGCAAGUAGUAUUUUUCAAAUUGAUGCGAUAUCCUCCCUGGUAUACUUGCAGAAACCUUUUACUUGAAACUAACUUAAAAUUUGUGCCCAAACUUUUUCCUUCUGUACUUUGUUUAAUAGCAAACAGAAAAAUAUUCAUACUAUCAAAAAGAGGAGAAGAGGCCAAAGAGGCCAAUUCCUUCCUAAUGGUAUACAGCCUCCUCCACCCACAAUUCUUCAGUGGAAAAGCACUCAGUUAUCCAUUGUGCCAUGUAGUGCCAUUUGGGCUCUGAGUAAUAGAAAAGUGAGCAGGAGGUAAAGUGUGAUAACCUCCUCAAAAGUAUUGAUGCAGUAGUACUUUAAGCUUUGUACUGCAUCUGGCUUGCAGUCCCUGUGCAAAUCUAAAUGGAAAAUGCUUAUGACAGUGCACCUUUCUUGUUUUCCUGAGAUUUACUGUAUUAUUUAAAAAAAACAACAACAAAACUCCAGUUACCACAGCACGCUGUAGGGAAAAUAGUAGCAGAAAGCUGGCUUCUUUAAAGAAAACAAGAGUUGUUAAGGUUACAUUAUGUUUUGAUUGUUUUGUGUAGCAUAACUACAAAUACCCAAAUUCUGAUGUUCUACUUUACCAUUUAGAGAACUGGAGCUUAGCUCACAUGUUGCUUCCUAAAAAUAUUCUUGGGUACAUAGGCUGCAAACACAGUUAGAUAUGUGUAGAAAGUCAAUUGCAAGUGCUUUUUGCUCUGCUGUUGCACAUGCACUUAAAGUUUUCCUGUGUUUUCAGUUUAACUCCCAUUUCUUUUCCCAGGCAGCAAACCCAUCAUUUCGCCUUAACCAGAAUUCCAGAGCAUUUGGAAGUUAGCCAGCACCCUAGAGUUUGUAGAACUAGUCACAACAUGAUCUUGCAAGCAUAGUGACUUUAUUUCCUAAUAAAAUGGCUGGAGUUCUGUCUAUCAGACGGCACUCAGUUUUGAUUCCUGCGUUUUUGCACUUUAAUGAAAGUAAUAUGAUCUUUAUUUUGUCUUUUUCCUUUUCAUAUUUCCAUGUGCAGCCACAGCUGUGUUAACUUCUUUCAGAAAUUACUUUUAAUUAAAUUAUUUUAAAGUUUACUUCAAAUUCUUUUACUGUGAUACAUAUUCUUAAUUUUGAAGAUAAAUUUUUGAAAUAUUCUAAUCACAUCAAGCAAUCCUUUGCUAAGAAUACAGCCUGAAAAACUGUCCAAAAAUAAUAUUUUAUGGAACUUUGAACAAUUAUUAUCGGCACUCUUGCUUCAGUGGUUUUAAGACUAGAUAUUUGUAAUGUUGCACUUUAAAAUUAAGUCUGUUACCUCUGAGAACUACAAUGCAGAAAAAAUACUGAAAGUCAAACUCUGCACCACAAUAAGAGCUCAGAUUUGUAAAUAAAACAAAUUGUAAAAAUGUGUAUGGGACAACAUUGUCCUUUUCUAAUUAUUAAAAACUGCCAAAAGUUAUAACCCUUAA
Lonchura striata (white-rumped munia) is the source of this 3594-nucleotide messenger RNA. It is a transcript of the gene CAPNS2, whose product is annotated as calpain small subunit 2. The record is from RefSeq and is a predicted model, not a curated record. Lineage: Eukaryota; Metazoa; Chordata; Aves; Passeriformes; Estrildidae. Gene Ontology annotation, molecular function: calcium ion binding. Gene Ontology annotation, cellular component: calpain complex.